Messenger RNA from Oppiella nova, 1096 nucleotides. NCBI's taxonomy places the organism in Eukaryota, Metazoa, Arthropoda, Arachnida, Sarcoptiformes, Oppiidae. The record is from the annotation of a GenBank genome assembly.
CACUUCACGCAUAACUCUGUUCGCGGCUGUUCUUACUUCUACUCUUACGGCGCGUGCUGUGAGUUCUUACAGCAAAAUAACUUAUUAUCCAUAAUCCGCGCGCACGAGGCACAGGACGCCGGCUACCGGAUGUACCGGAAGUCGGUGGUGACGGGCUUCCCGUCGCUGAUCACGAUCUUCUCGGCGCCCAAUUACCUGGACGUCUACAACAACAAGGCAGCCGUUCUCAAGUACGAGAACAACGUGAUGAAUAUCCGACAAUUCAAUUGCUCGCCGCACCCCUAUUGGCUGCCCAACUUCAUGGACGUGUUCACGUGGUCUCUGCCUUUCGUGGGGGAAAAGGUGACCGAAAUGUUAGUCAAUUUGCUGAACAUCUGUUCGGACGACGAGCUCAUCACCGAAGGGGAGGAGAGUUUUGAGAGUGAGUUGGAGGCGUCGGCCAGAAAGGAAGUGAUCCGCAACAAGAUCCGCGCGAUCGGCAAAAUGGCCAGGGUCUUCUCAGUGCUCAGGGAGGAGUCCGAAAGUGUUCUUCAGCUUAAAGGCCUCACACCCACCGGAACGCUGCCAUUGGGUGCCCUCUCGGGCGGAAAACACACUCUCAGAAACGCGUUGGCCGGCUUCUCGCCGCACCACAAGAUCGCCAGUUUUGAAGAGGCGAAAGGUUUGGACAAAAUGAACGAACGAAUGCCGCCCCGAAAGGACGCACCGCCACCCCCGCCAACAGACAAGUCUAUCGAUAGCUAAUUGAAACCAAUUUUCAAACGCAUAUUAAUUACAAAUUAUUUGAGACAAAACCCGACAAAUUAAUAUUGAAGUAAAACUCUCGACAUUACUAUUCAUUUCUCCCACAAAACGACUUCAAAAUUCGAUGUAAAAGACGAUUCAUUUGAUCCAAAACUCCCGUAAAUAUGACUAAUAAUUAUCAAUUGAUUUGUUUAUAAAUCGCAUCCAAUGUUUCGUAUGAUAUGAAGACAUCUUAUUUCCUUACGAUAAGACAUUUUGUAUAAUAUUUAUCCGUUUUAUUGGUUUUUUAACGAAUGGUUUCUUUAUUAUUAUUAUUCACUCAUCUCUUCAUUUUGCGCCAAAAUUGUUGUAA